AGGCUAGAGAGGAUUCACCUAACGCAUUGCCAUGGCCGCCAAGACGCUGAAGAUCAUGUUCCUGGGCGCGCCCGGCGCCGGCAAGGGCACGUACGCCUCGCGCAUCGCGCCCAUGCUGCACAUCCCCACGAUCUCCACGGGGGACUUGGUGCGCCACGAGAUCAAGACGGGCACGGCGCUCGGCGCCAAGAUCAAGGAAUACAACAACAGCGGAGCUCUUGUGCCCGACCAGAUCAUCCUGGACAUGAUGGAGCAGCGGCUGGCGCUGGACGACGCUAAGCGCGGCUUCAUCCUGGACGGAUUCCCGCGCAACGUGCCCCAGGCCGAAGCCUUCCAGAAGGUCACGAAGCUCGACCUGGUGGUGAACAUCGACUUACCGCAGUGGAUCCUCUCGGACAAGAUCAGUGGCAGACGGGUGUGCACCAAGUGUGGCCACGGCUACAACGUGGCUUUCAUCAACGAGGGAGAGUACUACAUGCCGCCUCUGCUGCCCAAGGUAGAGGGAGUGUGCGACUCCUGCGGCUCGGCAUCGCUGGUGCAGCGUCCGGAUGACGCCCCGGAGACUGUCAAGCAAAGGUUGGAGGUGUACAACCAGGAGACUGCCCCGCUCAUUGACUUCUACACGAAGCUGGGCAACCUGCGCACGUUCGACGUGAAGAAGGGGCUGGCGGACCUGGACAAGCUCGUGGACCUCAUCAACACGGAGCUUGACGUGCAAAAGUGAGGAACACUGAGUUCGGACAGAGAAGACAAGAUAUUCACGACUCGAACGGAAGAAGUGUGAGAUUUUGUUGCGGUCGCUGUGUCCUCGUAUGAGCAGCAGUCACGCACUAAUAAACACCUACUUAUCGAGAU
This is a messenger RNA of Phytophthora sojae, 855 nucleotides long. RefSeq lists its product as hypothetical. Gene Ontology annotation, biological process: nucleobase-containing compound metabolic process. The record is from RefSeq and is a predicted model, not a curated record. Gene Ontology annotation, cellular component: mitochondrion; cytoplasm. Gene Ontology annotation, molecular function: AMP kinase activity; ATP binding. Lineage: Eukaryota; Oomycota; Peronosporomycetes; Peronosporales; Peronosporaceae. Bases 32 to 724 code for a protein of 230 amino acids. The transcript has 4 exons.